AUGGGGCAUUUAACGACAUUGGGCAUUAUAGCGCUAAUAUCAUCAGCAUUGGCCGCACCAGCGCCGCAGUACUUUCCCUGGCCGCGUCCAUGUCCGCCCCCACCGUGCCCGUGUCCACCCCCAGGCACUCCGUGUCCACCGAGCCCGCCGUGCCCGCCACCAUGUGACCCGCCUACAAGUUGCGGCGAUGGGCCGAUCAGGACAUUAACACAAAAGAGCAGCGUUCCGGAGCGUCUAAAGUCCAUCGGCUUCCAAGAAGUACCAGUUCCCGGUGGCACCUUCUAUAUCCAAACGAGUCCUGAUGUGAUCAUCCAACCGCCCCCAAUACUGGUGAAGCCAAAACAACUUUCCUCGAUCACACCACCAGUUAUGUAUGUGCGACCACCUCCCAUACCUCCGAUCACGCCGAGGCCCAUUGUGGUACGACCACCCCCGUUACCCCCAAUCAAUCCACCACCCAUAAUGGUAAGGCCACCCCCAUUAGCGCCCAUCCAACCGCCACCCGUCGUCGUCAGACCCCAACGACCGAACUCGAUACAACCGCCCCCAAUAUGUUUCAACACACCACAAUUGCCUGAAAUAAAUCUGCCACCAAUAUACGUGCGGCCACCAGCUCCGCCCUGCCUCCAACCACCAACAAUUUGCUUUCCAUUUCAAGUAUUACAACAACAACAACAGAACUCCCAAUUUCCAUCCCCGUCCCUGUUGCCGUGUCAACAGGCGAGCCCCUGUCCAUGCGAGGACCCAUGCCCGCCGCCCUGUUACUGAUGCCCAUAAUUUGCCCUAACAGUAUUUGAGAAAUAAUAAUCCUUAAUUAUUUAAAAUCCUAUAUAUAUAAAAUCACCAUUUUAAAAUUGAAAUCUCUUACCGUAGAAGUCACCCAAAAUAAAGACUUUUGUUUAAUUUAUAAUUCGAAUGCUAAAAAUAGAAUAUUCAAUGUACCUCUUUCAAAACCAAUUACUUAAUAACUUAAUUCACUUCACUUAAUUCUCAUUAUACAUAUAUGUAAUUACUGUUGUAUAACCCGCCCAUGAAAAUAUACUAAUGUGUUAAUUUUAUACUCUCAAUGUCAGAUGCCUAUUAAAAUUGGCUGGGUAUCACGAAAUGAAUGGAGACCUGCGUCUUAAGGUAACUUCUUUUACGCUCAACUUCGUAUAACCCGACCAAUUAAAUUAUUCUAGUGCGUUAAUAUUACGCACUUAGAGUGAGAGGCCUAUUAAAUUUGAUUAGGUAUUACGAAAUGAAUGUCAUAUUGUGUAUUAAUUGAAUUAAGAGACAGGUCACUUUUAAAGCAAAUUUCGUAUAACCCGUCCAAUGAAACUACACUAGUGCGUUAAUAUUACGCUCUUAACACGAGAUACAUAUUAAAUUCGGCUGGAUAAACCAAACGAAUAGGUUAACUUUUUCAACUUUUAUUUCGUAUAACCCGACCAAUGAAACUGCACUAUUGCACUUAUGUUAGGCUAUCUGCUUGAUGCCUCUAUUAAAUUCGGUUGGGUAUACGAAAUGGAUCGCGUAUUGCCUUUUAAAGUAAGCCAUUUUUAUGAGCGUAUUUAAAGAGAUCUGAUGGACUAUGCCUACUCUAGAUUGUAGACAUAGAAUAUAAAUAGAUAGGCGAUAAGGUUGCCCAUUGUUUUCUCAUUGUGAUUAUUUCUUGUAAUUGUUUAUAUCUAUAAUAAGUUUACUAUUGUAAUCUUUUGGAGGAAACAAUAAAGAGUAUCUAUCUAUCUAUCUAUCUAGAAUUAUUUGGUGGUCAGUCCAAUAUGCGAAAAGCCAUGUUUGAGAUGCAUACGCGCCUUUUAAAUGGGAAACUACAGUUUGGGGCUCUUCAAAAAGGUUAUAUUAAGGUUCUCUCACUGUCGGCAACGCGCACGUGACACGCCUAGUGUUGCAGGCGUCCAUAGGCUACAGUGAGCGUUUACAAAGGGCUGGCAUGUUUGCCAUUUUGUGGUAUAAAAAAAAAUUGGCUAAUAACAGUGAUAUUUAAAGAUUAUUAUUUUUAAAUAUUAUAUUAAAAAAAUCUUUAAUAGAUCUCUUAAACGUUAUACAACUAACGACUCGCGGCUUUGUUUCAAUGGAUCAGUGUUAAUUACAAUAUUUAUUUUAGUAUCUGUACUUAUUUUAUUUGAUUGUAACGUUUGCAAAUGUAGUUUAAUGUAAUUUAUAUUUAUAUAUAAUUAUAUUAAAUGUAUAAUAUAUAAAAUGUUAUGAAUAUAUAUGUAAAUAUUU
Molecule: messenger RNA, 2229 nt
Organism: Galleria mellonella (greater wax moth)
Lineage: Eukaryota; Metazoa; Arthropoda; Insecta; Lepidoptera; Pyralidae
Exons: 3
Coding region: 1-768 (255 amino acids)
Source: RefSeq, a predicted model, not a curated record